Messenger RNA from Daucus carota subsp. sativus, 938 nucleotides. RefSeq lists its product as uncharacterized. The record is from RefSeq and is a predicted model, not a curated record. Gene Ontology annotation, molecular function: ureidoglycolate hydrolase activity. NCBI's taxonomy places the organism in Eukaryota, Viridiplantae, Streptophyta, Magnoliopsida, Apiales, Apiaceae. The coding region runs from base 131 to 721 and encodes 196 amino acids. The transcript has 3 exons.
CUUAAUUAGCAUGUUGUGAAUAAACAAUGCUAUCAUAACAAUAAUCGAUCUACACCAGCUAAACCAAGAUCUAGUGUUACAUAGUAUCCACUUUUGGUCAACUCAUUGCAUACUUUGUGGACAGAGGAAAAUGGCGAGUUCUGGUAAAACUGUGGAAGAAAUAAAAUUGGAAACAAUUGAAGGAACCGCGGAGAGUUUCAAAGAAUUUGGCCAGGUUAUUGGUCCUACUCCGGAUGAUGAAGACUUUGGACCGCAAGAUGCUCAGCUUGUUCUCAGCGAAGGAAUCCCCAGGUUGUAUAUUAUGACUCUUGAUUGUCGUUCACUCAAAUUUUCUUCCAUAACGCAUCAUGCACGCGUGACUCAAUGCCUUGGCUCGAUUGGUGGCCACGUUUGGUAUCUUGGAGUCGCGAAGCCUUCUCUGGUGGAGCCUGACCAAGUUGAGGCUGACAAGGGAUCAAAUGCUGUACAAUCUCAUGAUGGUCAUUUCUACAUACCACCUGCAAUUGAAGAUGUACGUGUUUUCCGAUUUUCAGGUCCAAAGUUUGUGAAGUUGAAUAUGGGUACAUGGCAUGCUGGGCCGUUAUUCAAUCCACAAAUCAAGAUGGACUUUUACAACCUGGAACUCAGCAAUACUCAUCAUGUAGACCAGACAACGCAUUAUUUCAGAAAGGAUUGCGGAGAUGUGAAAAAUGGAAAAGUCAUGUUCACCUUUGCGGAGUAGCUUAUCUAGUUCUCAAAUAAAGCAAAGUAUACAGCCAUCACCGGAAAUAAUGUUGUAUACAGUUUUCUCAGUUCUGUAUGCUGUGUUGUAUUGAUUUCAUCGGAGGCAUUCAAUUUACGGGUUUAGUAGCUUUUGAAUGAUAACCUAAAAUUCAUUCAAGCCAUUCCUCAAACAUCUUAAAAUUUUUAAAUGAACUACUCUUCAGCAAGAUAUCAAA